CACCAUUCAUCAAGAUCAUACCCAUCCAUCCAGCCUAUACUCCAGCACGACACACCCACUCUACAUCCCCCGCACAGAACAACAGACAGACAAGUACAAAAUGUCAUCCACAGACCCAAUCCUCCGCAUAACAAGCUCAACCACAAUCCACGCCCCCCUCGACAAAGUCUGGACCGCCCUAACAGACACCACCACCUGGAUGAGAUGGAACCGCUUCGUCCCGGACGUGACUAUCCGCGAGCAGCCCACCACACCUACCUCUGAUUCCACUCACGACAGCGCCAACACCAACGCAAAUACCACCUCCUCGAUCCUACAAAAAGGAACCCGCCUAACCUUCCACGUAAACAUGCAUCCAGCCGCCUCGCCCUCCGCACCGGAAUCCCUAGCUAAGGUUGAUAAUCAUGUCGGGCUGGUGGUUUCGGAGUGUGUUCCGCCUUAUGCUGUUGGUUCUAGCCCGGAGAUUGGAGGUGGGGGUGAGAAUGGGGAAGGGGAUAGUACCGACCCUGCAGACAGCGCUACACCGACACAAGCACCCCCCGCAACCCGCAAAGCAACCAUAACCUGGGCAAAUGAUACCGCCUUUCAGGGCCGAGUAAUGGCGACUCUUCACUCCGCGGAGCGGGUGCAUGAGCUUAUUGAGCGGGAGGUUCCUGACCCCGAGCACGGGGGCACGAGGACCGUGACGGAGGUGACGAAUUGGGAGGUGCAGUCUGGGUAUCUGGCGUAUGUGGUUAAGUGGAUGUUUGAGGGGCGGUUGGAGGAGAAUUUUGGGGUGUGGGUUGAUGAUCUUAGGGGGUUUGUUGAGGGAGAGAUGAUUCAAUAGCGGGGAGAAGGGGGUGAGGUUGUUGAGAGUUGAUAAUGUAUAAG
This is a messenger RNA of Aspergillus homomorphus CBS 101889, 870 nucleotides long. RefSeq lists its product as uncharacterized. Bases 101 to 826 code for a protein of 241 amino acids. Lineage: Eukaryota; Fungi; Ascomycota; Eurotiomycetes; Eurotiales; Aspergillaceae. The record is from RefSeq and is a predicted model, not a curated record. The transcript has a single exon.